This is a messenger RNA of Nezara viridula (southern green stink bug), 5952 nucleotides long. The record is from the annotation of a GenBank genome assembly. NCBI's taxonomy places the organism in Eukaryota, Metazoa, Arthropoda, Insecta, Hemiptera, Pentatomidae.
UUCUUCCUCGAUUUUGUGCUGAAAUUAUCUUACGAUUCAAAUUGAAAACAAAUGGGUAUUUACAAGUUUUUAGUACCUAAUUAAAUAAACAAAUUUUGUCAUUCUCCAGAUUGAAGACGCUCCAAAUUGCAAGAGUUUUCGUAAAUAAAAUAGUUGUAAGUUACGAUGAGAUGAAUCUAUUAACGAAGUUUCAGACGGAUGUUAAUAAUGGUUCUUAUUCGUCUAAACAACAUAAACGACCUUAUAAUUUUAACAGUCAACUAUAUCUCUAUAUCUUAAUUUUUUGUUUUUUUAAUAAAAAUUAAUUCCUUUAUUAUUAUUUUUUUGCCCAAAUUAAUUCGACAAGAAAUCCGUUACUUAUCUGGUAUUUGGUUCAAUAUAAAUCUUAUGAUUAUUGAGAUUAGUCUUGUUGUGCCCACAUUACACAAUACAGUCGCGCGGUAAUGGCGUGUCGAUGGGUUUUUGUUUUGUCUUACAUUGUUGCUACCACGGCAGAAUGUCCUCUAUAGACUUGCCGGAGAAUGGGGAAGGCCGGGGUACCUGCGUCCACAGCUGAUGUCUAAUUAUUCUUUCUUAGAAGCGAGAACUUAUUUUGUUUUUUGUGACUAAGAAUCCAGGUGGGGGGGAGCCCAUAGCAUCCCCCUCCUAGUGGUAUAGUUGAAGAGUGCAAUAGUCGCUCCUCUGGAUAGUGCGGUGUACGGAUUACUUUCUCUCUAGAGGUGAAAAACAAGCGUUCCUUGGACCGGAACCAGUGAGACUGACGCCAGCUUGGGAGGAGACUAAUUUACCAAAUGAUGAACUGAAUUUCAAAGGUGUUACAAUGGAACAUCAUCUUGAAGCACACCCCCCAUCGGAUAGGUACAACAUAGUCUAUUUGAUUAUGUUCCUCCAUGGGAUGGGUACACUUUUGCCAUGGAAUAUGUUUAUUAAUGCUAAAAGUUAUUUUGUCGACUAUAAGCUGAGCUAUAAUUAUACUGGAGUAGAGACUGAAUACGCUGCUAAUUUUCUUCCUUACCUCGGAAUAGCUGCCCAGGGUCCAAGUCUUAUUUUCAACUGGCUUAAUGUAUUCGUUAGGAUGGGGGGAAAGCUGAGCACUCGAAUAGUUUGGAGUAUUGUCGUUGAAAUGUUGAUCUUUGUUGUAACUGCCGCUCUUGCCAUGAUAGAUUCAAAAGACUGGCCAGCUAUAUUUUACUAUGUCACGAUGUUAUCUGUAGUUUUAUUAAAUAUGGCUAACGGUAUCUAUCAAAAUACUAUAUACGGAAUGGCAGCAAAGUUACCUCCUAAAUAUACUGGUGCUAUCAUUCUUGGAGCUAAUGUUAGCGGUACGUUUUCAUCAUUAAUCAGUAUAGCCUCACUGAUCAUAGCUCCUAACGCUAAAACAGCUGCAAUUUACUAUUUCAUUACUGCUCUGUUUGUCUUAUCUCUAUGUUUUGACACUUACUUUGCACUACCUCUCAACAGAUUCUAUAAAUAUAAUGAACUAAUGCAUCAGAAAGAGAUUCAGAAGAAGACAAAAGACACGGUAUCUUCGCCGAACGAUAAGGCCAACAUUCCUCAUUUGAAAGUGUUAUCGAAGAACUAUCCGCAACUCUUUAAUAUAUUUUUCAUUUUCUUUGUGUCUUUAGCACUUUUCCCAUCUGUGCAAUCUGAUAUUAAGAGGUCUGAUGACAAUUUUUUCAUCAACGACAAAUUCUACGUUGAAGUAAUGUGCUUCUUAACGUUCAAUGUGAGCGCCAUGUUAGGAAGUUAUAUCGCCACCUUUUUCCAGUGGCCGCUCAAAGUGGAUAGGACCCUGCAGGUCUACAUCACCAAUGACUUCGUCUACCUCGCCAUCGGUAUAUCCAUGGCCUUCACCAGUGGCUACUUUAGCUCGUUGGCUAUGAUGUAUAAUCCUGGAUGCGUGGAUAGCGAACACAGCCACAUAGCUGGUAUGUACGGAGCGGCAUCGUUGGUCACCGGCAUCUGCUUUGGUCUGAUAGCCUCCAUGGUAUUCCCUUGGAUUGUCUCAAACUUAGUCCUACCCUUUUAAGCCACUUUUCAUCCUCGACGCCGCUUAUCAGUUCAUUGAAUGUAAGAAAUCCCAAUAUGUACGACAAUGCAGAAGGUUAAUGUUUUGUUUUUCUUUCUACAUGUUCCCGCGCUCCUUUCUGUGGUAUAGAUUGGAUGCUGGUAAUUUGUUUUGUUUUAGACCAAAACUUGUAUGGAGAUUCCCUCUAACAAGAACAAAACAGGGUUCCUCAGAAAAGUAAAAAAAAAUAAAUAGAUCCAUUCGUGUAGAUUUUUAUAAAUUUGUUGAAGUAUUUUAUUCCAAAUUAAUACAGUCGUGACUUUUAUAUGCAUAUUGUAGAAUAGUUUUAAUACUUCAUUGCUUGAUUAAAAAAAAAAUCUUUAAUUUUUAAAGAAAAUAAAUCCUACCAUAAGUCUCUAAAAUGAUUUUUAUAUGAAUUGUAUUGUAUAAAUUAAAAAUAAUAAUAAUAAUUCUUUUCAUCCAUCCUUUUGUUGUACCUAUAGUAUCACAAAUGAUAAUUCGCCCAAAGCUUUAUGGAUUAUUGCUAUACAAAUUUUCGACAAUAAUUUUUUUAUUGUGUAUUACUCAAGAUCUGAAUUUAGAUUUUCUACGCUUUAAGAACUUUAUUUUGGCAUUAUAAAUAUUUUCCAUAACUGUUCCGAUUUCAUAUGAACUUUUUUUUUAAUAUGAAUACCUAUGAACUUAUGACCAAGAGUUGUAAAAUUUGAACAACAAUUUUUUUUUUUCAAUUUAAUAUAAUGAAAAAAAAAAUUCCCAACUUCGUGAAGUCCGGAGGUUUUGUCCAAUGUUGUAAUGUAAAUUAUUGAAUUAAUUUCGUAAUGGGUGAGAAAUAAACAAUCAUGAACUGUAUUGUAUGUUAGUAUAGUAAGUCUGAUAUUAAAUACUCAUUUUUAAAUAAUUAUAAAAUGUAAUGUACCAAUCAUUAUAUCUUUAUAGGAUAAAACAAAAUUAAAAAAUAUAUACACAAAAUUAUUGUUUGAUGUUUAUACUUAAAAUUAUUGUAGCUCAUAUGUUUCAAAGUAUGUAUGUACAUAUGUAUAUAUACAUAUGAUGAUUGUUCUUUUAUUUAUUUUUAUUUAUAAUUUGUUAUGUAUUUUUGUUUGUAUUAUAUAAAAAAAACCGGGCUUCUCAGAUUAGUGUUGCAUGGGUUUAGUGCAGAUGUGAUGAGGAAUUGAAAAAAAAAAGUAUAUAUAUAGUUCUUCCUUUGACUACAAGUAUAAAUGUAUAGAAAAGAGUAUAUUGAAUAUAUAUAUUUUAGUUUUUAAAAGCCAAAGUAAACAUUUAAUUAUUUUAAGCUCACGUUGCGCAUUUUUGUAUAAAUAAAUUUGGAGAAAUGAGGAGAUAAUGAAUAAAACUAAAAAAAAAUAAUAUGUAGCUAGCACUAUAAACCCCAUUUUAGUUAUGUUAAGGUAAUUAUAUACCUGUGAGGUCCUCAAUAUUUAAGCUGUCUGUAAAAAAUGUUGUAAUAAAGUAAUUUUAUAUAAAUUGUAAUGAUACAAAAAAUUUAAAUUAUAGACCUGAAAAACAAUUCAGUUUUGAAUCAUGGGAUGUAAAAGCUAUUUUCUUGUAAAAUAAUAAAUAUAAAAAUAUGUUUGGGAUCGAAGAUCUCACAUAUAGAUUGGCUCACAAGUAUAUACGCACCUUUAUAUAGACUGAAAUUUCGCUUAUUCGAUUUUCACUAACUUCUAAACUUCUAAAGUACCUUCUUCUUCAGAAUCGUGUGCUGUUCUCAUAAUUAUGAACUGUUCAUCACUAGCGGUAGAAUUUUAUAUCGAUUACAAACUGUCUACUCAGGAAUAACAUGUAAUGGUUCGUUGGUGACAAUAUUUCGCUAGAAGAGGUAAUGCAAUAGUUCCUGUCUGGUCGAAAUCAUAAAUUCAAGUUUAAAGUGUGCUCUAGAAUCAAUCAAAAAUAUUCGCAAUGAUUUCAGAAUUGUUUACAACCAGCUUCAAAUAACACAUUUUAAAAGUUCAGGUUUCCUAUUUUGUGUUAAUAAUAUAAACACUUUCUAAUCCUUUUGAAACAUUAAGUAUUCAUUAAGAAAAAAAGAAAAUAGAAUAAUACAAUGUUUUCCUGUAAUAAAGUCAAAAAUGAGUUAUGGAAAAUAUUAUAAGCUAAAAUUAUUAAUAAAUGAGAAAAAUAUAAAAUAAUGAAAUAGAUUUUUUUUAAAAAUAAAUUUAAUUCUAUCUAUGAGAAACAUCAAUUUGUUUUAAACCUUUCCUAAAACAAAUAUUAUAUGAAAAUUCAAUGCGGUUUGAACAUGAAUAAUUUUAAUAAAUUUGACUUUUUUUUUUUUUAAUAUUUCGUUGUUAGUUAUAAUUCAGAAUAUCCCUCAAUUGUUUUUGUUUAGAUCAUUUUUGUUAAAACAUUCUUCGAAUUUGAUAUUUCUAAUAUAAAGUAAAAUAGUGUAAUGUUUCUUUGAUACUUUUUUAUGAAAAAGAAAUUCAGGAAUUCAAUAAUCAAACAAAUCAUAUAAGAAACAAGUUAGGUUAUAUUAUCAAUUCGUGUGCUGAAGGCUUAUAUAAAAGUCAACAAUAUAAAUCUCUGAAUUAAUUUUUGUAAAACUCUCCAAAAAAAAUUAUGUUGAAAUGUUAUAAAAAAAAUUCUUUGUAUAAAAAAUAACAGAGAAUUAACUAUGCAAAGUUAAUUAUGUAAGCGUGCCUAUUUUAUAUUAAUAGUUUACUGCUAAAAAAUAAAUUAUAAGAUUCUAAAACACUUAGGAAAAUACUUGAAUUUAUGAUUGUGUGGCCGUGACUUAACUCGUUAAAGUAUGAAAGAUGUUUUUAUGUCUAAAUAUGUGUCUUAUGUUUCGUCUUCUAAUAAGACAAGAAAUAAUGCACAUUAUUUGGAAAAUCUUUAUGUAUUGCCAUUAAGAACCAUUAAGUGUAAAAAGUACAUUAGUAAUAAUAUGUGUCUUAAUUAUGUACCUGUAAGAAAUAUGUAUGUAAUAUACAUUAAUACCAUUAACUAUAAACUUAUGUAAUUACUGUUAACUGUCAUUGCCAAUAAAAAUAAUAGGCACGUUGGUUUAGUAAUAAAGGCUAAGCUAAAUGAUUGAAUUGAACUGGUCGCUAAUUUUUUAUUAAUAAGAAAAAAUAAUGUUUUCUUUUUUAUAUAAAUGUCAAAAUUAUGAAAUAACAUUGCUUAUAAUUAUUGAUUAAGAAUAAUAAUAGUAGUAAUUAGUUUGGGGGAAAAUUUACUAUCAGGAACAGCGUUGCGAGAAUUGGUGCAGUUUUGCUGAAUUAUUAAAUGAAAUAAGCAGCAAACGACUGAAAUGGAGGGAAAUAUCGACAAGACUGAGAUAUAAUUCUGCAGUUUUUAUAAUUAAAUAUUAUAAGUGUUUUUUGCAUUAAGUGAAGCUUCUCUUGUUAGUUAUAUAAUUUUUUUUAAUUUGGAAUGAAUUUUUUUUUGCUGUUAAGUUUUGUAAAAAAAAAUUACUUUGUUGUAAAUUUUUUGAUUUUUGUUGUAAAUUAAGCUCAUAUUUAAAAUUAGGCUAUAUGAUAUCGUAGAUAUAAGCCAUGUAUACAUUUGUAUAUAAAGUAGAUCAAGGUUGUUAAUUUUUUUUUUUAAACAUAAUAGUACAUAUACAUAUCAUCUAUUUAUAUAUUUUGAGUAUUGUUAAAAUUUCUUUAUUAAAUUAUUACUGGUGUUGAAAAAUGGUAGUUUGAUGGGAAUAACAAGGUUGUUGGAUGAAAUAUGUAAAAGGACGUGAAUGCUAUUAUUUUGUUUGAAAAAGUUCAAAUGAAGUUUAAAAGUUCGUUUUUGAAGCCAAAGACAUUCAGCUGUUCCUGCCUUUUCGCAUUUAUGUUAUGUAUGUAAUUUAUUUUUAUUUAUUGUUGAUUUCAUGUACUAUUUGUUUUCCUUUAUUUUGUAUUUUAUUAAAAUAUGGAAAUAACAAUUUUACAACCAUUUGGUGUCAUUAU